GGCCGCUCGCGCCGCUGUUGUUGCCGCCGCCGCGGCAGCCCGGGCAGGGAGCGGCUCCCCGGCCUCGCCAUGGCCACCAGCACCACGGGCUCCACGCUGCUGCAGCCCCUCAGCAACGCCGUACGCCUGCCCGUCGACCAGGUCAACUUUGUAGUGUGCCAACUGUUUGCCUUGCUUGCGGCUGUUUGGUUUCGAACAUACCUUCAUUCAAGCAAAACUAGCCCGUUUAUAAGACAUGUUGUUGCAACACUCUUGGGCCUUUAUCUUGCACUUUUUUGUUUUGGAUGGUAUGCCUUACAUUUUGUUAUACAAAGUGGAAUUUCCUACUAUCUCAUGAUCAUAAUAGGAGUGGAAAAUAUGCACAAGUAUUGCUUUGUUUUCGCUUUAGGAUACCUCACUGUGUGCCAAAUUACGAGGGUCUAUAUCUUUGAUUAUGGACAGUAUUCUGCUGAUUUUUCUGGUCCAAUGAUGAUAAUUACACAGAAGAUCACUAGUUUGGCAUUUGAGAUUCAUGAUGGAAUGUUUCGGAAGAAUGAAGACUUGACUCCAUCACAGAGGUGUUUGGCUGUAAGACGCAUGCCAAGUCUACUGGAGUAUUUAAGUUACAACUGUAAUUUCAUGGGUAUCCUGGCAGGCCCGUUAUGCUCUUACAAAGACUAUAUUACUUUCAUUGAAGGCAGAUCAUACCAACUGCAACAGUCUGAAGCAAAUGGGAAGGAAGAUACAAAGUAUGAACAAACGGAUCCUUCCCCAAAUAUAGCCGUGGCACAGAAACUCUUGAUCUGUGGACUGUCCUUGCUCUUCCACAUGACUAUUACAAAAACUUUGCCUGUGGAAUACAACAUUGAUGAUAACUUCAGAGCUACAGCAUCAUGGCCUGUAAGGUUUUUCUACCUGUAUGUGUCUCUUAUGGCUGCCAGACCCAAGUAUUAUUUUGCAUGGACUUUAGCAGAUGCAAUUAAUAAUGCAGCUGGGUUUGGUUUUAGAGGCUACGAUAAAAAUGGAGUUACACGUUGGGAUCUAAUAUCAAAUCUGAGAAUCCAGCAAAUAGAGUUUUCCACAAGUUUCAAGAUGUUUCUUGAUAACUGGAAUAUCCAAACAGCUCUUUGGCUCAAAAGAGUGUGCUAUGAGCGAGCCACCUUCAGCCCAACGAUCCAAACCUUCAUUCUUUCUGCCAUCUGGCAUGGGGUUUAUCCAGGAUAUUAUUUAACAUUUUUAACAGGAGUACUAAUGACACUAGCAGCACGAGCUAUAAGAAACAAUAUCAGACACUAUUUUGUUCAGUCUCCUGCUGUUAAACUAUGUUAUGAUAUUGUAACAUGGAUGGCAACUCAAGCAGCAAUAAGUUACACAGUCGUGCCAUUUGUACUGCUCUCUGUAAAACCCUCUCUCACCUUUUACAGCUCCUGCUAUUUCUGUCUUCAUAUUGCCAGCAUCCUAGUGUUGUUGGUAUUUCCACUGAAAAGAACUCAAAAAGGAAGUAAAAAGCAUGAAAGUGUCCAGCCUGUGUGGUCCAGAAAGCUAGAAGAAGAAAGUCUUUUGCAAAAGAACAAUUAUUCCACAACAAAUAAUAGUUUCAGUCAGAAACAAGAAAUAACCUGCAGAUAUCAAGCAUUAAAACAGUGAUUGAGGAAGUACUAUGAUGAAUAUAUUUUGUAUGUUUUCAGAAACCCAUUUUUAGCACCUUUUAAAGGGGUUUGUAUUUGUUUGCAAAGAUAUUUAGUAAGAAAAGAAUGCAUUACCUAGGAAAAUCACAUACAAUAGCAAGACUGGAAACAAAACAAAUUAACCCCUCCCAUGCCAUGUCCCUGUGGGUCACGCCUUAUAUGAAGAUAUUACCAUUACUUCAAUGGGCACUCAGGACUUGCAACGUAUGUCCAUAGGGUCAUAUGUGUGCCCUUUGCUGAAUGUACGUUGUGUAUCCCAAGGCACUGAUGGGGUGGAAUAAAAUUGUGUCAGUCUAGGAUUAACAAAUGGAAAUUAAUAUUUCCAACUGAAUGACUUGCCUUAAACCCUCUAUUUACUGAAAUAAUGUUUCUAAGUGGGUAUUUCAAGUUUGAUUUUAUGUGAAAAGUAUUUCAAAUAUAUAACACUAUGUGCUAUAAAGAAGAUAAUGAGAGGAAAUGCAGAGUCACUAGAAGACUUGGGAGUCUUUCAAAGGGAAUUGCAAUAAGCAUCUCAGUAUUUGGAGGGUUUUCUUAUCUCAAACUAUUAGAGUACAUUACAGAACUGUAAACAUUGAUGCCAAAUUAUAGUUAGGUUUCUUUAAUAAAGAGUAUAAUUACUCUGAAUGGAUUAAAAUGGCCCUUCUGAAUGGAUUAAAAACACCUGAGGAUUUACCUUUUCCAUGGUAAGCUGGUAGCUGAUAACUCUAAUGUAGAUUUCUUUUACUUUAAAAGUACCUAAACCCAAUAAUACACUGCCAAGUGGGCAUUGCAGCCAGAGGGGGAAAGACAGCCACAAGGCACAAAAGACAAUGUGCAAGCGCUGGGAUUUCAAUGAAAGUGCAGUUUUGCCCUUAAAUACCAUCAAUACUUGUUCUAGAAUAGAACUGUUUUACAAAAAGCAAUUUUUAAUACUUAAAGUUAUUUUGAAUUUUCAGGCAUCAGUUAGUUCAUGAUGCUUUCAGUAUAAAAUAGCAAAAUUACCUUGAAGCUCCAGCACAUAGGUAGUCAAACACGAAAUGACUAUCACAACCAAUUUCUGUAUGCUUGAUAAUUGAUGAACCUUUAUCCAAAGAAGUGUGUGAAUUUGAGGAAAAGCUUUUUCUUUGAAUUAGAAUUUUAGAUGCAAAUUUCAUGUCAUAUUUCUGGGUAACAUAAUGGAAGAAAGAAAUCCUUCAGAAUAUCUAACUGUCUGAAUUAUGGAAGUGUAAUUCCAUAAAUCAAGGAAACAAUGUAGUGGUUAUAUCUAUUUCCAAUCAUUUAUUGUGAUGAUGGUUAGUGCUAGAGUACUACUGUUAAAGGGCUACGUUUUAAUUGCAUAUAUUCUGUAUUUUCAUAUAAUUUUUUUAAGUAAACUCAAGAUGUUUAUCCAUGUGGGGUUUACUCUUAAUUUUAAACCAGACAUAAAAUAAUACCAGAGAAAAAUAAUGCAGCUGGUUGAUUAAUAACUAACAAAUGAUUGAGAAAAUUUUGUCAUAAUAUUUUGAAACCUGGAAUUUUCAUCAAAUAUCUAGCUCCAGUUGGAUGAGUAUUCUUACUGCCAGAAGUGCAAUCAUGGUCCUCAACUUUGGGGAUAUUGCCACACUAAAAUCAUCACAGUACUCCCUGAAGUACCAGACCCUGAGUUAGGUCAGAGUUGUUUCCCUGCUGUCAUGACUCUCUGGCCCUUGGCUCCUUGCCUAAAACUCCAGGAGGAAGAGAACAUAACUUCCCAUAUAUGUAGGUUAGCACUAAUUAAUCUAUUCAGAAAGGGGGAACUGAAUAUGAAGUGAGAGUGGAUGAGUCUGCUUAGAUGAGGACGGAUGUUCAUUGUUUCAAUGACAGCUGUAUUAUCUUUUAGAUAAAAUAAUCUGACUUGUAAAUCCUUACUUUGGUUGCCCAGGUAGACUUCCCCUUACAUGGGGUUGUGGUUGUCAUACACUUCUUUGACACCACAUUAUGGUUUUCUUUUUGUUAAUAAGGAAGGGUAUCCUAGUUUGUUUGAUCAUCCUUGUUAGAUACAGAAUCAGGAAAGACUUUUUUUGUGUUCUGCACUUGAAGGGACAUUUACAUAAAAGAACAAAUCAGAUUUGCACAUUUCUGAGUGGGUAAGUAGAAAUAGGGUUGAUUCUUUCAGCAUUUGUUACUCUUGAACUUGAAUUCAUCUUAUUGGUGCAGUCUCCAAAUCUAUUUUAAAAAAACACUUUUGGAUUCCAGUACAAUGUGUUCUUUUCCUAUUUAUAUUCUCGUUUUACUCUUGAUUUACUGUUUCGGCAUGAGCGCCCGUGUGUGCUGUGAAGGCUUACUAAUUCUUCUUAAUGAAAUAUGGAAACAGUUGUAAAGGCUCCUAGAAAAUAAGGUUUAGGGUAGUGCAGACUGGUACUUUAAUGUGAGUGAAUUCAGAGGUACAGUUUUGUUCAGAAGUAUGUUGGGAAGUUGAAACAACUAAGAAAAUACAUUCAUACUUCCAUGAGCACAGGUCGCAAAAUACAGGUUUCAAAAUUGGACACAACUGUUUUUCUUCAUGAUUUGAACUCAGUAAUUGCAACACAAGAAAAAUAUUACAAGUAAUUCUGCACAGAAUUUAAGUGUAGUGUCCUAGGAUUUACCCUUUAAAUGCCAUUGUUAAAUAUAAAAGUACUUUGAAUAAAAAUCUUCUCUUCACAAGAAUGAA
Molecule: messenger RNA, 4317 nt
Organism: Haemorhous mexicanus (house finch)
Lineage: Eukaryota; Metazoa; Chordata; Aves; Passeriformes; Fringillidae
Gene: MBOAT2
Product: membrane bound O-acyltransferase domain containing 2
Exons: 13
Coding region: 70-1626 (518 amino acids)
Biological process (GO): lipid modification
Cellular component (GO): membrane
Molecular function (GO): acyltransferase activity
Source: RefSeq, a predicted model, not a curated record